Molecule: messenger RNA, 1108 nt
Organism: Pollicipes pollicipes
Lineage: Eukaryota; Metazoa; Arthropoda; Thecostraca; Pollicipedomorpha; Pollicipedidae
Exons: 6
Coding region: 118-876 (252 amino acids)
Source: RefSeq, a predicted model, not a curated record
GCCGCGCCCGGCCGCAGGCGCCACCAGUCCGUCGGCGCCAUCGUGCAGGCCAUCGAGAACGGCGAUCGUCGCGAGCCGCCCCGGCAACCAGAUGACGUCAUCAAGCCCACGGAGGAGAUGGGCCCGCUUUACGCUCUGCUUUCAAAGGACAGGUCAUCACUGGAGGUUAGGACUGUCCGAACCGUUAAAAGAGAAUCACAACAGCGCCAAAAGGAUAGAACACCACGCUCUGCCGAUAAUGAGGGGCCGAUUUCUCCUGAGAACAACACAGCAUAUGAUGAGCGGCCGCAGGACGUCUCCAAGGAAAUCGAGGCAAGGGAUCCACAUCUGUAUCGCGCAACGUCUCUCCCGAGGGGCUACUGUAGAAGAUCGGGCAGUGAGCUGGACUUCCUGACUGAAACCUCUCCCCAGCAACGGCACCAACUGCUGAAGCGGCUCGUCGACAAGCACGGCUCGUCGCUGGAGGAGCCCCGCGUGGAGCGGACCAAUCUGAGAUCCGCCUCUAGCACGUCCGACAUAGUGCGGGCGACUCGGCCCGGGCCGGGUCUCAGCUACGACGGCGACACCAUAGACCGGCUGCUGGCGCGGCCGCAGAAGAUACACAUCCCCGAGCGCUACGUCCCGGAGCUGGAGCUGGAGCCGAUGACGGCCGAAGAACGGCUUCAGAGAAGCCGGAAAGCGGCGUCCAUCAGGAAAAUGCUGACUCAAAGUACCGGGUUUUUGGAUAGCAUUUGCUCGGCUGAACCUCGUUCCAGACGUGUAAGCGCGGCCACCGAUAAACUGCAGAGGGCUCACAUCCUGCAGCUGAAUGAAGUCCUGGCUCGCCAGGUCACAGAACAAAGCAAACGCGUGGCAGCUGGCGCCCCGCCUGGCUGAAUACCUGUCGAGGCCUCGAACGCUGCCUGGUCAGGUACAUACAGCCGGCGUCUCCCUGACAGAUGGGCAUACCUGUUUCCGCCCUCCCUGGACUCGAUGCAGCGAGCCCAGAAAGCUGCGCCGCAUGGUCGAUCGGCGUCGACUAUGAGGCGCCAACCGUUGCGUUCAUGCCGUGGCUCAUCUCGAAGAAUCGGUGGUUAGGGAUCUCGGCAAGCCUUAGGGCCAAAUCAAG